This is a messenger RNA of Cydia amplana, 1495 nucleotides long. It is a transcript of the gene Orc5, whose product is annotated as origin recognition complex subunit 5. Gene Ontology annotation, molecular function: DNA replication origin binding. Gene Ontology annotation, cellular component: nucleus; nuclear origin of replication recognition complex. Gene Ontology annotation, biological process: DNA replication; DNA replication initiation. The transcript has a single exon. Bases 73 to 1461 code for a protein of 462 amino acids. The record is from RefSeq and is a predicted model, not a curated record. Lineage: Eukaryota; Metazoa; Arthropoda; Insecta; Lepidoptera; Tortricidae.
ACAUCACCUGUCAAAGUCAUGGCGCGCAGCAGCUAACCGUCGAGUUUUAUUUUUAUUGUAAUUCGUUAUAAAAUGGAGGAAAUAUACAAAAAAGUUCCGUGCAGAGAGAACCAGUUAAGUGAGCUGUUCAACCUUCUCGGUGACUACGACGAGCCUUUGCCAUGCGCGCUAUUCAUCUCCGGAAGUAUGGCCACAGGAAAGAGUCUGUGCGUGAACACAGCGCUCCGGCAUUUGGGCUAUAAACACAUCAUUAUCAACUGUAUCGAGUGUUAUUCUCCUAAAAUCAUUUACGAGAGCAUCUUAUGUGAACUCAGCGACGACGAGGCGGACACAAAAUGUGAUUCUUUACAGGAACUUGUGAACGGUUUGAAUCGCGUCGGGAAGAAGCAAAAUCGCUAUGAACCGAUCGUAAUAGUGUUUGACAAGGCCGAGAGGCUUCGUACUAUGGACCAGAGCAUAAUGAGCGCGUUCCUUAGACUGCGAGAACUCUGUAACCUCAAUAUUUGUACAAUUUUCAUUUCACAUAUAAUCUACGAGAAUUUCUACUUCAAAAUGGGCGUUCGAGAGCCGAUCACGAUAUAUUUCAACAAUUAUAAUAAAGAAGAACUGUUCAAGAUCAUAUUCCUAUAUCACAAAUCGUUUAUACACCAUCUGUUAACCAGUUACGAUGUGCACAAAGAUGUACAAGUUGAGUUAGAGAAACCGGAGUUAUUUGCGAACUUUCUAAACGCUUUUUUGAGCGUAUUCUACCGACCGUGUCGAGAUCUGAUCGAAUUACAACACAUGGCUCGAGUAAACUUCGUUAAAUACUGUGAACCGAUCAUUAAAACCGAAAUACAAGCUCACGAUCUACCAAAAUUAUGGAGGCAUAUAUCGCCAAUAUUAAAAACUAGUCUAGAAUUGUUGUAUUUACGUAUAAGCUCUACAGCUCCAAGCAUACCUUCCCCAGGGAAAGAAAACAACGACUGGGUGCAAAAGACAUACAAUUUUGAAAACACUUUAAAAGAGGAGCUUACAUCAACAAAAACUUUUGCUCAAAGCUUCGAGCUGCCGUACUACGCUAAAUACCUUCUCAUAGCUGCUUAUCUAGCUAGCUACAACCCUCCGAAAGAAGACAAGCGUCUCUUCAUGAAGAAUCACGGAAAACAAAGAAAAAGAAUGCAGCAAGUGAGAGCGAAAGCAAAAAUUGCAGAAAAACUAAAUACUCAGCUCGGACCGAAGGUGUUUACUUUAGAUAGACUUUUGGCUAUUUUCUAUGCAAUUUUAGAGGAGAAAAUCGGUCUCACCAGUAACUUGCUAGCUCAAAUAGCUACGCUUGUGGAGUUGAAACUGAUUGCCGGCAGUAAAGAGAUAGAUCUUGAUACGGCCAAGUAUAAAUGUAUUGUGGGUUACGACUUUAUUUCAGCCGUGGCCCAAACUGUCGGUUUUAAUGUUAGGAAGUAUUUGUACGAUUUUAUGUAAGGUUAAGGCUGUAUGAAUUAAUAAUUUAUUUUUU